This is a messenger RNA of Misgurnus anguillicaudatus (oriental weatherfish), 2546 nucleotides long. The record is from RefSeq and is a predicted model, not a curated record. Lineage: Eukaryota; Metazoa; Chordata; Actinopteri; Cypriniformes; Cobitidae.
CUCCAACAGCACCAGUCAUAAUCAAGGUUAGUUUAUAUGGCACAUUGUGCGUGGUGCCUGAGAUCUAUGUAGGGUGCACUGGUCGUGACUUUCACCUUUAUUAGGACAGCCGUUUUGCAGCAUUGUCCUCAAAGCCACGAUGGAUCAAGCCAGGACAACAAUAUCAAAAAUUUUCAAUGGUGAGCCGCGGUCAUAUACGCGCUUUAACCUGACCCAGAACAUGGAGGGUGACAACAGCCAGGUGGAGAUGAAGCUUUCUGCAGACACGGAUGAAGAGGCAGAGGUCAAUGGAGUUGGAGAAAAAAUGAAUCCACAUAGUCCGCCAUAUUACCCCAGCAAGCUAAGCCAACGCUCCCCGAGAAACAUCUGCUUCAUUGCCGUUGGCAUUCUGUUCCUCUUCAUUACUGGAUACCUCAUUGGUUACGUGUCUCAUGGAAACAAAGUCAACCCGAAGCCGGUUAAUUGUCCGUUACCUGAGGAAAGUGUCGCAAUAAUAGCAGAUGCGCCUGUUUCCAUGGACUGGAGUGAUGUAAGAGUACUGUUGAAGAAAAAACUAACUGAAUCCAACAUUAAAAGCACCCUCAGGGAAUUUUCUAGUGCAAACCACCAGGCGGGAUCGUCAGGAGAUGAGUCACUGGCCAAUAACAUCAUGGGAAAAUUCAAAUCUUUUGGAAUGAACCCCUGGACGGACGAGCACUUUGUUAAGAUAGAUUUACCCGGUGCCUCAAAUAACAGAGUGCUGUUCCGUGGUAAUAAUAUUGGAUCGACUGAAGGCUAUUUGGCGUACAGUGCGGCUAAAACGGUGAUGGGUCCUGCUUGCUAUGCCCAUUAUGGAAGAGUCGAAGACUUCAGGCGCCUCCAAGACUCGAUUAUUGAUGUGAAUGGAAAGGUUGUCUUGGUCAGAGCCGGACUAAUAAGUUUUGCUGAAAAGGUUGCUAAUGCUGAGAGGUUAAACGCUAGUGCUGUGCUGAUCUACCCAGAUCCUGCUAACUACCAAAUUAAAGAUGACACUGCUCUUUUUGGCCAUGUUCAUCUUGGAACUGGUGAUCCUUACACUCCUGGAUUCCCUUCCUUCAAUCACACCCAGUUUCCUCCAGCUCGCUCUUCUGGUCUGCCUGGUAUUUCAGCACAGACUAUCACCAAAAGACAGGCUACUGAGAUCAUGAGUCAGUUGGGUGGUAAAAAUGUGCGCGAAUGGACAGAUGGAGUCCUUCCGGGUGUCCUCUAUAAUCUUGGUGAAGAUAAGGAUGUUAUCACAGUAGAAGUGAACAAUGUCCUCACUGAGAAAAAAAUCCACAAUGUGUUUGGAGUCAUUAAAGGUUUUGUGGAUGCAGAUCGCUAUGUUGUGAUUGGAGCCCAGAGAGAUGCCUGGGGUACCGGAUAUGCCAAAUCCACAGUUGGGACUAGUUUGCUGGUUGAAUUGGCCAGAACGAUCACUGACAUGAUCAAGAAUGAUGGAUUUAGGCCAAAGAGGAGCAUAGUGUUUGCCAGCUGGAGUGCUGGUGAGUUUGGCAGUGUUGGCGCCACCGAGUGGUUGGAGGGCUACUUGACUUCCUUGAAUAUGAAAGUGUUUGCUUAUAUCAGUCUUGAUGAAGUUAUUUCAGGUAGUGACUCUUUCAAAGCGGCUGCAAGUCCACUCCUGUAUGAUUUAAUUGAGGGUACUAUGAAACAGGUCUCUUAUCCACUUGUUCCAACAAAAUCCCUGCAUGAACAAUUUGUUUCAUCCAACUGGGAAACCUCUGUAAUGGAGCCCAUGGGUUUGUCACACUCCGUCUAUCCAUUCCAAACCUUCUCUGGCAUCCCGUCAUUCUCGUUUCGAUUUACUUCGACUUCAAAGCUGUACCCAUUUGGCACUGUUGAGGAUACUUAUGAGAAUUUGGAGAGGUACACUUCUGGCAAUUCUCUCAAACUGGCCAAAGCAGCGGGCGAGGUGGCCGGGCUUGUUACUGUUCGGCUGGUACACGACCACUUGGUAAAACUGAAUGUGGCAAAGUAUACCAGUCUCAUCCGCAAAAACGUAUUGGAGAUUAACUCUAAAGUUCAGACACUUCAGACGUCUGGGCGCCUACCGAAAACUUUGACAAUGCAGUGGCUUUUUUCAGCUCAGGGCUCAUAUGAUCGUGCUGCCAAUGCCCUUGUUAACGUCAUCCGCAACAGUGAUCUUGAUGACAUGGAGCAGAGUCGCAUUAUCAACAACCGCAUUAUGAGGGUGGAAGGAAAUUUCCUCUCUCCAUUUGUGUCUCCGCGGGAGAGUCUUUUCCGGCACAUUCUUCUAGGUUCUGGGGAGCACACCCUCGGAGCUCUGUUGGAUCACCUGACUGCUAUUAAAGAAGGAGCUGAAUCUGCCAACGUUGACCAAUUCAGGAACCAGUUUGCUUUAGCCACCUGGACAAUCCAAGGCUGUGCCAAUGCACUUGCAGGAGAAAUUUGGGAUUUGGAUAAUCAGAUUUAAGCAAACAGAUCUCCCAAUUUUUUUUAUUUUUUGUGAUACUUUGAACCCUCACCCUAUACAAAAGAAAGGACAAUUAAAGUGAAAAUAAAUUGUA